This is a messenger RNA of Coffea arabica (coffee), 1452 nucleotides long. RefSeq lists its product as uncharacterized. Lineage: Eukaryota; Viridiplantae; Streptophyta; Magnoliopsida; Gentianales; Rubiaceae. The record is from RefSeq and is a predicted model, not a curated record. Gene Ontology annotation, molecular function: nucleic acid binding.
CUGUUGUUGUUUCGUUUGUGUUUCUGAGCUGGAGGUCCGGUGAAAAAGAGGGGGUAAAAUGGAAAGUGAUUGCAGCAAUGGGAACUGGACGGAGGAAGUGGAGGACCUGGUCCAUGGCGGAGAGAUAGACAAGGCCAUCUCUGUUCUUGAAACUGUAAUGUCAAAGCUAGAGAAGAAACCCCAAAAGGGCUCUUCUUCUUCUUCUGAAUUGGCCGCUGCUCUUUUGGACUUGUCUAAACUUUACUCAUCUAAAGGUCUAUCUCUCAAAGCUGAUCAAACUCGCUCUCUUGCAUUCCAAAUCAAUUUACAAUCUCAAUCUACUGGACUGCCUACAAAAGGAGGUUUAAAUGUAGUAAAGGAGUCAUCUUGUGAUGGAAUUACAGAAGGCCAUAAUAAACGAAAUGAGGCUUCGACUUGUGGUCAAAUUUCUGAAGAUGAAUAUCAGCAGGAAUCUUCAAGCUUGCUGAAGGAUGUGGCAGCACAAGAAGGCGGUUCUGAUGAUGAUUGGGAAGUUGCUGCAGAUCGUGCUCCGGAUGAAUUACUUUCACCUGAAAGCUUGCUGGAAGUGUCAAAGCUUUCAUUGGAAGAUGCCCAAGUUCAAGGUCUGAAGAGACGUGGACGGGGAACAUUUUCAUAUGGGAGACAUGGCAUGUAUAGUGAUAAGCAAUCAAAUUAUCCAGUGAUUGACGAUGCAGAAGACAAAGCUGAUUCCCGGUCAUCAACAGCGGAAAAUGCAAAAAAAGAUUGGAAUUAUGGUACAAGGCAUGUUCUUGUGCUGGCUGACUUCCCUCCAAGCACAACCACCAGUGACCUGGAGAAGUUGUUGGAGAGAUUCAGGGAUCAAGGAGUUGCGAUUCGUUGGGUUAAUGAUACAGUUGCACUUGCAGUAUUCAGAUCACCAUCAACUGCUCUUGAGGCAAGCAUGUGCAUGCAGUGUCCAUUUACAGUGCGUGUACUUGAUGAGACUGAUGAACUCUUGAGGUCCAUUCCAUUGAGAGGCAUAGCAUGUCAUCUCGUUCGACUGUCAGCAUCCAUUCAUUGGCUUCAAAACCAGCUACUUUCUCUGGACCCAAACAUUACUUUGGGAAGCACAGUACAACUGCUGAUAUUAUUCAAAAUCAAGUCUGAUUUGAAGCUUUCGCAUGUAUGGAGCAAAGAAACUUUCCUAGUAUAUAUGAGAUCCUUGGUUGGCUGGUAGCCAGCUUGAAUUUCAAAAUUACAUGGGUUGCCAAAGCACGACGGGUGCAAAUUUGACUUUCUUUUGCUGUUCACUAAGAAAUUUAACAUUGUUGGACGGUAGUUACUAUUGAAGAGGCCUGUCUAGAAGCCUAUCUCAGAGAGAGAGAGAGGGUGAGAGGAUUUGUUUGUGGAGGAUAAUUUGCAUUUGCAUUUCUUGAAAAACUUUCUUCCGCUGACUGCGGCUUCUGAGUAAAGCUUAUGUGCUGACUUAGC